ACCCUAACUCACCAUGGCCACCAUGUUGGUUUUAUUGUGAACGUACACCUCAGAGGUGGCGAAACUAUUGUGAAUGAGUCUUUCGCUACUCCCAAUUACCAUGGUAUAUGUUCAAUGUUAAGUUGCGUGAAUUUGUGGAAAAAACGUUGUAUAUAAGAAUUUCUCCGUACUGCCCGGUAGACGUACAAUUGAAAUGAUAAAGGCUAUUUUAGUUUUUAACAACCACGGAAAGCCUAGACUUUCGAAAUUCUAUCAAUAUUUUAAUGAAGAUAUGCAACAGCAAAUAAUAAAGGAGACUUUCCAGCUGGUUUCUAAACGAGAAGAUAAUGUUUGCAACUUUUUAGAAGGGGGAAGCCUUAUUGGUGGGUCAGAUUACAAAUUAAUAUAUCGUCACUAUGCAACGCUUUAUUUUGUCUUUUGUGUGGAUUCAUCUGAAAGCGAAUUGGGAAUUUUAGACCUUAUCCAAGUUUUUGUGGAAACUUUAGACAAAUGUUUUGAAAAUGUUUGUGAGUUAGAUUUGAUAUUUCAUGCUGAUGCGGUACAUCACAUUCUCGCUGAGCUAGUAAAGGGAGGAAUGGUUUUGCAGACAAAUAUGACCGAUAUAUUAGCACGAAUCGAAGAACAAAAUAAACUAGUGAAGCAAGAAGCAGGUAUAUCUGCUGCCCCCGCACGUGCAGUGAGUGCUGUUAAAAGCAUGAACAUUCCUCAACAAAUAAAGGAUAUAAAACUUCCCGAUUUACCCCAAGCGAUUAAAGAUUUAAAAUUCUGACCGACUCAAACUUCAGCAACCUUAAUAUUGGACUCAUUUACUACCAGCAAUGGGUCGACUUCUUCUAUUAGUUCAACAACAUUCCCUACGUUGUCAACUACAGAUAUCGAUUAUUAUACAUUUUUGCGUCAAAAUACGUACGAACUAAUUGAUGACGAAUAUGAUGUCAACAUAUCCACUCCAUACAUUUUUUCCUCAACUAGUUGCAAUUCCGAUUGCUAUCAAAGAGAAGCCGGUAUAAGUUUUUUUUCAUUGGAGACAAAAAAUAAUCAUAAUGACGUUAAAAUUGAACCUAAAAAUGGAAUGGAAAAUAAUAUGAAAGAUGAUGAACAGUUGAUCAAUAUAUCUGGCCAAGAAACCCCUAAGCGAAAGAAAAAACAAGUAUCGCUUAUUUGCAAUAAUCGCUAAGUAAUUAUUUUAGCGUGCAUUUGAAUAAACCACGUUUAUUUAAAAUAUACAAACAUGAAUUUAUAAAAUAUGGAUAAACAACGCGUGGUAACCGCUUGAAAUAUUAAAAUUCUUAAUUUUACUCAUUCAAAACAAUACAAUUUACUUCAACCCAA
Molecule: messenger RNA, 1332 nt
Organism: Bactrocera oleae (olive fruit fly)
Lineage: Eukaryota; Metazoa; Arthropoda; Insecta; Diptera; Tephritidae
Gene: or
Product: AP-3 complex subunit sigma-2 or
Biological process (GO): Golgi to vacuole transport; intracellular protein transport
Cellular component (GO): intracellular membrane-bounded organelle; AP-3 adaptor complex; membrane coat
Source: RefSeq, a predicted model, not a curated record